CCUUUUAACAAGAUGAAGCCUGCCUUCUUUUUCCUGCUCAUCCUCAUCCCCAUUCUAGCACCAUCUCCUGGCCAUGCUGACUGCUCCUUAGACUCAAUUGUGGAGAAUAAAAUACAGGAAGCUCUUUCCCGCUUAGAGAUUAAAAGUCAGGCACCCCUCUCUUGUACAAGUGUGAAAAGUGUAGGCACACUCUCCAGUUGCCCUGCAGGGUUUAUAGUUACCGGCUGUGCCUGUGGCUAUGGCUGUGGCUCCUGGGAUGUUCGAGGGGACAACACAUGUCAUUGUCAGUGCGCAGGCAUGGACUGGACCACUGCUCGAUGCUGCAAGAAUUCCUAA
Molecule: messenger RNA, 336 nt
Organism: Dromiciops gliroides (monito del monte)
Lineage: Eukaryota; Metazoa; Chordata; Mammalia; Microbiotheria; Microbiotheriidae
Gene: RETNLB
Product: resistin like beta
Exons: 3
Coding region: 13-336 (107 amino acids)
Cellular component (GO): extracellular region
Molecular function (GO): hormone activity
Source: RefSeq, a predicted model, not a curated record